Molecule: messenger RNA, 1575 nt
Organism: Kuraishia capsulata CBS 1993
Lineage: Eukaryota; Fungi; Ascomycota; Pichiomycetes; Pichiales; Pichiaceae
Exons: 1
Coding region: 1-1575 (524 amino acids)
Biological process (GO): tRNA processing
Molecular function (GO): ATP binding; ligase activity, forming carbon-nitrogen bonds
Source: RefSeq, a predicted model, not a curated record
AUGUCGUCUGCUGUUGAAAAGGUGUUCAGUGCCAACCUGGCCUACAUAUUUGGAGAUGCCUUGCCCAAGACAGUUGCAAUUGCGCUUUCAGGCGGCGUGGAUUCCAUGAGUCUGAUCCAUCUGCUUGACAAGUAUCGUCACCAGCAUGGUAAGGACAUGGAGAUCAGCACCGUGACUGUUAACCACAACCUUCGCCAGAACAGCGAGGAGGAAGCCCAUGCUGUGGGCAAGAUCAUGAGCAGACUUGGUGUGAAGCACGAAAUCUACAAUCUGGAGUGGCCUGAAGGAAAGGACAAUAUCAGUGCCAUGGAAAAACAGGCACGUGUCAAACGUUAUAUGACAUUGCAACGGUACUGUCAUGAAGGUUCCAUUGGCCAUGUCAUGACAGGACACCAUCUAGAUGAUCAGCUUGAGACCUUUUUGCAACGCCUGCGCUAUGGAAGUUCGGUCUUCGGUUUGAGAGGAAUGAAGAUGCUUAGCCACAUGCCCGUGGCUGAUGUUUUUCCUCCGAGUUUUGUGAAGCCAGUUCAGGUCGCUAGACCUCUCUUGAACAUAACCAAGCAGAGUCUUGUUGAGUACUGCCGGGAACACAACCACGAAUGGUUCGAAGACCCAACUAAUAGCGAUGCUAAGGUAACCUAUAGGAAUGGUGUUCGUCAGUGGCUGAACGAUCCUGCUGGGUUUGGUGUUCCGGAAAUAUUGCAGAAGAAUGCUCUUUUGACGACUAUGAAACAAGUAGUUGCUGUUGGAAAUGAUCUCGAUCGCAAGGUUGAGGGUCUGCAGAGCUAUCUCAAGGAACGUGGGCUUAUCACGGGAAUUUUGAACACAAUGUCAAUCACUGUUGUUUUGCCAGAAGAAGUGUUUUCGAAGUAUGACCAUCUCGUGAUUAACCGUUUCCUUUACAGAACCUGUUUCAUGAUCUCGCCCUCCACGCAGUUCGCCUACAAGUUCUCGAAGUUUGACUCUUCCUUCGAUCUGACCAAUAACAAACCGAUGGAUCUUGCCGACAACUUGAGACAGACUUUGCAAACAGGUGAACCGGCGAAAUUCACGUUGAUGAAUCUCAACUGGAAGGUGACCGCUCGUCCGGACAAGUCGCUGGAGAUCAAGCUCAGUCGCGAAAGUCAGAGAUCAUAUCAAGAUUCCAAGGCUCAGAGCGGAUCUUCCAUGACUUUGCCUAUUGCUGACUCUGAAGAAGGCCUUUAUCUCCCUAAAGACGGUGAGUGGAGUGAGUGGUUCCUGUUUGACAACCGGUGUUGGAUGCGUAUGAGACUUCUUGGGUCUGUUCCUGAGGGGCUACGUUCGUUCAGAAUAAGCAAUUUCUCCGGAAAGGUCUCAGAUCUCGAAGGUAUUUUUGAAGAGGAUCUUGUGGAAUUGCCUUUCUCGCAACAUAAGCUCCAGAACCAGCCAAUUAUUACUUAUACUUGGAAGGACGAUGAGAGUCGCGAGAAGAUUGCGGGCUUCCCCACCUGGAACACUUGGAGUAAGUGGAUCAAGGACCGGGUCGAGGUCAAAUGGAGACUUAAAGGCGAGUACGAGGAAGGAAAGCCAAUGGUUUUUGCUGAUGAGAAAUGA